AUGCUCUCUUACGUCAGCCGUAGGUGGCGUUGGUGGAAGCUGUUGAAGACUCUGGACACCAGCGUCGAGCUAUCUGAGCCGAUGCGUGUCGGACUGCUGUUAGAUCUGUCAGGCCUAACCCGACAGGAGUCCUUGGUAAUCAAGGCCUGUGCUGACGACAUCAAAUCCUUCGAGUCGGUGGCCAGCACCCUUAUUAAGAACAUCUCUGGCGUGCGCUUGCGUGAGGGCCGCGCCCUGGGGGCGGAACCCACAGUCGGGCCCCUUGGGGCCGGAAGCCAUGAUGAUGAGAACGAUCCCGACCAGGAUCCCGUUGAGGACCUGGACCAGGAGUUCGAGGACUACGAGUUAGACGAGUCCGCAGCAACAGCCCUGAACGACAUGGCAGAGUUGGAAAGAUAUUCAUCCGAAGGUGGCCACGCAAUCCAGCUCAUGCUGGCGGCCAACGCUGCGUUCGGAAAAGCCCGUGGCAAGGGCAAGGGCAAAAGCAAAGGUAAAGGUAAGGGCAAGGGCAAAGUCGUGCGCUCCCACCUUACCUUGGAGCAGAGACGCGAUAAGCUGCGCGCUCUGAAGGCCAAGUCCAAGUGUCUACGCUGCAGCGGGACCGGACACUGGGCAGCCCGACCUACCAAUUCUGGAAGGAAAGGCGCGGCUAGCGUGAAGCAUAGCGAAGUCAGGAUCAUCCUACGGGAGAUCCUCAGCUUCGACGGCUGUGCCCGCUCCCGCCCGCCGGAGACACGUACUCAUGAUCCAGAGACGUGUCCUCGCAUUGUUCUGGACAGGCGCGGAAGUUCGAGGAGUGUCUCCCAAACCUUCUGCAGGCAAUGCGGGACAUUCGUUGACGACGUCUUCGCAGAGUUCCAGAAACAACGCCGUGCCGCGGCGAAUAGUGUGCUGAAUGCAUCGGCGGAUGUGUUAAACACCGUCGGAGCCCUGACUGCUGAAGACGAUUCCGCAGACCUGGGCCCGGCUGUGGUGGAGUCGACCCUUGGACGACUCAAUGAUAUCGUGGUCGAGGCUACCGUGGCAUCAACUUG
Molecule: messenger RNA, 1034 nt
Organism: Symbiodinium pilosum
Lineage: Eukaryota; Dinophyceae; Suessiales; Symbiodiniaceae
Source: the annotation of a GenBank genome assembly